AUGGGAGCAAAAGUCCCUCGUAAUUUCCGACUUUUGGAGGAAUUGGAGAAAGGCGAGAAGGGUUUGGGUGCAGAGGCUUGUUCCUAUGGAUUGGCUGAUGGCGACGACCUGAUGAUGACCAACUGGAAUGGAACCAUCCUUGGUCCCCCCCACAGCGCACAUGAGAACCGGAUCUAUAGUGUCAACAUCCACUGCGGCGACACAUACCCCGACCUCCCACCUACUAUUCAGUUUGUCUCAAAAGUCAAUCUUCCUUGCGUUGAUCAAAAGACUGGAAAGGUCGAUCCAUCCAAGUUACCUUGUCUUACCAACUGGAAAAGAGACUACACCAUGGAGACAAUUCUGAUCGAGCUGAGAAGAUAUAUGGCUCUUCCCCAACACAAGAAGCUACCACAGCCACAAGAGGGUUCCACGUUCUAA
Molecule: messenger RNA, 420 nt
Organism: Exophiala bonariae
Lineage: Eukaryota; Fungi; Ascomycota; Eurotiomycetes; Chaetothyriales; Herpotrichiellaceae
Gene: SPM2
Product: Ubiquitin-conjugating enzyme spm2
Exons: 5
Coding region: 1-420 (139 amino acids)
Biological process (GO): protein K63-linked ubiquitination; DNA damage tolerance
Cellular component (GO): nucleus
Source: RefSeq, a predicted model, not a curated record